AUGUCCCCAGCUGCGAUUCAGGUCGAAGACCGGGUGCAGGAAGUAAAGGAGAGAAGUCCGGAGGUCGAAAGCGAUGUGUCGACGUAUGUCACGAGCGACGACUUCUCUACUGCCUCGGAGAAGCAGUCUGGUGUUCGACGCCCUUCCAUGUUCAGCCACGGAGCUGUGCUGCCCGCAGCCAUGUGCCUUAGCAAGGCUGCCAUAGGCGCAGGAGUUUUGAUCAUGCCAUCACACGCAGCGGAAGCGGGCAUCGUCUUCCAAACCGUCGCGUUACUCGGAGGAGCUGUUCUUACGCUGGCGAGCAUUCGUUUCAUCGCCACGGCCUGCAUCGCGACAGGCUGCUUCAGCUACGAGGACUUGUGCGAUGAGUUGCUCCAUCCUGCGAUGGCCAUCUUCACUGGUUUCAUGAACACUGUGAACUGCAUUGGUUCUGGGGUUGGCUACCUCAUCCUUUGCGGCCAACUCUUUGGCGUGGUUACUGGUGCAUCAGAUCCUCACUGCAAGUUGUUUGUGGUUCUCACGGGCGUCUUCGUUUGUGCUCCACUGGCCACGGCCAGGCACGUCAGCUGCAUGCGGCACCUGGCUGCGGGGAGCAUCGCUGGUCUUCUCAUCUUGGUCGCUUGCGUCAUGUGGUAUUAUGCCGAACACGGAGCAGAUGAGACAAUUGUCACCCCAGGCGAUCUGCUUUCAUCCUCCACGGCCACGACCUUCACUUACAUGGCAAGCAUUAACAAUGUCGUCUUUGCCUACAACAAUCAGUUCAUCGUGCCGAAACUUACCGGGGAGCUGAAGCCGGAGCCGACGACGAGGCGUAUGCACACGGCAGCCGUCAUUUGCUUGAUCGUGUGCUUUGCGGUCUACAUCUUGACAUCUCUGUUCGGCAUGCUGGCGUUCGGCAUCGGGGAUCACCAAAAACAUUCCUUGGUUAACUCCUUAAAGCCGGUGGGGAAGAACCCCUUGGUGGUGCUUACCAUGUUGGGCCUGAUGCUCAGCGUCCUCACAUGCUUCCAGUUCCAUGUCUACCCGGUGCGUCAGUUCGCGGCGUAUCUCGUGCGACGCAUCCGCAAGCGUGAGGCCAAUACUGAGAAGGGGGACAAGGUCAUUUGGGGCAGAACGGUGACUAGGUGGUGCGAUAUCUUCUGUGCCCUCUUCAGCGUAGCUGGGAUCAUCUUCAUUGCAGUGGUCGUCAAAGACCUGAGGGCGGUGCUGGGUUUUGUAGGGUCCUUUGCAGCGGCCUACAUUGGCUUCAUCGUGCCACCCGUUUGGCUCCUCCAAGUCCGACGCCGCUCUCCAAGCUUCCGCUGGUGCAAGGCUGAGACCCAGCUUUGCUUGCUGGUGCUCUCCUUGGGCAUCUUCUUCUUUGCAUUCGGUACCUAUACAGCAAUGUCGUCAGCCUAA
Messenger RNA from Symbiodinium sp. CCMP2592, 1398 nucleotides. NCBI's taxonomy places the organism in Eukaryota, Dinophyceae, Suessiales, Symbiodiniaceae. The record is from the annotation of a GenBank genome assembly.